This is a messenger RNA of Closterium sp. NIES-65, 4474 nucleotides long. The record is from the annotation of a GenBank genome assembly. NCBI's taxonomy places the organism in Eukaryota, Viridiplantae, Streptophyta, Zygnematophyceae, Desmidiales, Closteriaceae.
GUCUCUGGCGUUUAACAACCUCACAGGCGAAUUCCCCUCGUGGCUCGGUCUUUCUUUCCUCAACCUCGUCGAGCUGCACCUGAAUGACAACCACCUGGAGAAACCUCUACCUGAGAGCAUAGGCGGCUUUCAGGCGUUACGAACAAUGAGUCUCGCCUUCAACUCUCUCACCGGCAUCAUCCCAGCAUCCAUCGGAUCAAUGAAGAGCCUGCAGGCGCUGACUCUCUCCAACAACCGACUAGACGGCCCCAUUCCAGAGUCCCUUCAAUACCUGCCCCUCCUCGCUCACCUUCGACUCAAAACACACAAUCUCUCCCUUCCGCUUUUUGAGCAUUGUCCCUCUCUACUCCACGAUGAACAUUGUCCCUCCCUUCCGCUUUCCCGACUGGUUCCCCCGAUCAGGUCCCUACAUUACUGCUCUCUCUCUGGAUCCCUCCCUCCCUCCCUCACCCUCCUCCCCCUCCUCUCCUCCCUCCACCUCUCCCACAACCUCCUCUCGGGCCCACUCCCUCCCCUCCUCUCCUCCCUCUCAGCCCUCACCACCCUCCACCUCUCACACAACCUCUUCUUGGGGGUCAUCCCCGACCCAAUCUGUGACAUGCACAUGGUUGCUGACCUGGAUCUGUCGGCCAAUCAGCUGCAAGGGACCAUUCCUCCCUGUCUGGUGGAAAUGCCCACGCUCCGGAUUCUGUCAGUCGCAUUCAACAACCUGUCAGGGCCUGUUCCUGAAUUACCAGCCGGCAGCGAGCUACAGUUCAUGUACACCCCUGGGCUAGAGUUCAUGCAAACCCGUUUCUGUGUGGGCUAUGUUGUGGAAGCAAGAAUGUCCCAGUGGGUACCUUUGUCGCCCACCUGCCGUUACUGCAAGAAAACGGGUCACACCAUCGAUGAAUGCUUCAAAUUGAAGAAGAAGAAAGAGCUUGAAGAAAGCUCUAAACGGGAGAAAUCCGUCUUCCAACCCUCGGUGCAUGUCUCCACCAGCUCCUCUGCUGAAGCUACUCCGACCCCCACACCCCCUCCUGCCCCAUCAACCCCUCAGUCCGUACCUGAUUCCCGGUACGUGGACAUUGCUGUCAGCACCAGCCACCACCCCAUCUUCUCCACAUGGACUCCUCUCGUCGCUGCUGUCUUCAUUCUCACCAUCCUCCUUCUCCUCCUCCUCUUCCCUUAUGGGGCUCCCUACGCAUCGGCAUUCACGGCCUCCUCAUUCAAUAUGGAGCGGACUUCGUCGUGGCUGGUGGACAGCGGCGCAUCCUCCCAUAUCUGCUCGGAUCGUUCGCUGUUUUCGUCUCUCAAGAAGCCCAACGAAGAGAUCCUUGUUCGUUUUGGUGGAGGAGAGACUUACAAGGUCUUGGGAGUCGGCACGGUGGUGGCUACUCUUCGGUCACCAACAUCGAAAACCACCAUUCAGCUUGACAACGUUCUAUUUCUCCCUUCAUCAGUUCACAACCUGCUCUCUGUUCGUGCGCUUGGUGCUGCCGGCGUUGCCGUCUCGUUCCCCGCUGCUGGGCGCGUUGUUCUCACAUCUGAUGACGUUCCUAUUGGCGAGGGCUACACCCGCAACAAUCUGUUUUAUCUUCAACUGCAUCAUGGGAGCAGUGCUGCUCCUUCUAUCAAGCCAACUGCAUGUCCAGCCUCCACCACCACCUCCUCGUACCUCUGGCAUCGUCGUUUCGGGCAUCUCAACAUGCAGGCCUUGUCAACACUUCAUCGGCAGCAGCUGGUCACCGGUCUUCACCUCUCCUCCACCUCGAUUCCCCCCUGCAUCUCGUGCUAUCGUGGGAAACAAACACGUCAGCCAUUUGGCGUGUCCCAUUCUCGCACCACAGCCCCACUCCAACUCAUUCACUCAGAUAUUGCUGGACCGCUUUCAUAUGGAACUACCAUUGGCGGCGCUCGCUACCUUCUCACCUUCAUCGACGACUACUCCCGCCACAUUACAGUGUAUCUCCUUCGCCACCGGUCGGAGGCACUUUCAUGCUUCAAGGCUUACGUCACUCGGCACGGUGUCAUCCUUUCUCGUGAUGUCAUCUUCAUGGAGCCCUCUGCACCGCCUUCCGACGACUCUCGCGACCCUCCAUCGUCAUCUCCACCCACAUCCUCCUCACUACCUCCUCCUACACACCCUUCUUCCUUGGACCCAAUCUCCCCUCCCUCUCCUUCCCCCACCAUACCUUCCUCCACCAACCCCCACCCACAAUCCCCAAACCUGCCCGCACCAGCCACAUCUUCUCCUCCUCCAUUGUUUUCCAACCUUCCUCUGCCCUCGACGCCGCAAGACUUUCACCUUCCAUCCUUCUCUCCUCCCUCUUCGCCUCCCCCUCCCCAUUGCACGACUCGCUCCUCCCCGCCAUCCCCUUCAGCUCUUCCCGAUCCUUCCCUUUUCUCCUUCCUCAAGGUCUUACCAUCCCCUUCCGAACCCAUUGACUUCACUCUUCCUCCUCUUUCCAACACCUCUGCCAAUGCUGCCCUUCACCAUCAUUACGAACCUCAAACCAUUCAUGAGGCUCGUACCGGCCCUGAUGCUGCCGAAUGGAUCAAGGCUGCUGAUGCGGAACUCGCUGCUCUGCACGCUAAUGACACCUACAGCAUUCAAGAAUGUCCCAGUGGGUACCUUUGCGCGCCUGAGCAGGCAUGGCAUGCACUGCAGGCCUUCAUGCUGCCACCCAGUCACUAUAAACAACCUUCUCCUCCCCCCUCCCACCCCCCAGCUACGACCACAAAUGUUUGGACAGCGCGCCUGAGCAGGCAUGCGUUGCAGGCCUCCAUGCCACCCAGCUAUAAAGGCAAAUAUUCUCCCCCUUCUCUUUCCCUCUCUCCUUCCCCUCUCCCCCCCCCAGCUACAACCACAAUUGUCUCGACGAAGCACCUGAGCAGGCAUGCGCUGCAGGCCUGCAUGCCACCCCUUCAGCAACAACUGAUCACUACACCAGCCAAGCAACCUUCUCCUCUCUCCCUCUUCCCACCUUCCAGCUACGACCACAACUUUUCCUGUGUUCCACUCUUCUACAUCUCUUUGAUCCUCCACUCCUCUUCCCUCCCUUCCACCAUCAGCGUCCAUACCACCACUAGCGUACGUGCUCCUAGUGCUGCUCAUCAUCACAGUGGUCUGUGUUGUCCUCUUUUUCCUCUUAAAUUUGUCUCCUUCUCUUUCUUCCACCCUCCGCCCACCAGCGUCCAUACCACCUCUGGCAUACAUCCUGCUGGCACUGCUAAUCAUCACAGUCCGUCCAUCCCACCACUGGCGUACGUCCUGCUGGCACUGCUAAUCAUCACAGUCGUCUGUGUUGUGCUCUUUGGCCUCUUCGGCACUGUUCAUCACAUCAAAGUUAAAGCCAGCAAGAAGAAGCAGAUGACCCAUCUACCUGAGUUCUCAGUGUCACGCCUCCGCGCCGCAACGAGAGGCUUUUCCACGGAGCACGGUAGAGGGAGCUUCGGGACUGCUUAUAUCGCGUAUGACCUCUUUCCAGAGGCCAGUGCAGGAGCAGAAGGCAGAAGGGGGCAUGGCGGUGCAGCUCAUGGGCAUGGGUACAUGCAGGCGAAUUCCCAUACCAUGCCGCCUGCUAUCCCCAACCCAGAGAGACACGGGUUGUUGAAACGAGCUCGCGACCCUGACAGCUUCUCGGAAUCUGCCUUCUGUCAGAAGGUAGCACUGCUAGCAGCAGCGAGCAACAGCCACCCGUGCAUGGUGCACGUGAGGGGGUUCUGUGCGAAUGGCGGGGAGAGGAUGGUGGUGCUCGAGCUAGUCACAGGAGGCACGCUGCGCCAACGCAUGAUCCGAGGUGACCUGGACGCACUGACGUGGCAGGAGAGAGUGCAAGUAGCAGUGGACGUGGCUGCUGCGUUGUAUCACCUUCACUACAAUCACACGCCGCCCUUUGUGCACCGCGCUGUGACGUCAUCAAAUGUGCUUCUAACAGAAGACAUGACCGCCAAACUGUCGGACCUAGGUUCGGCCCGAGGCAGUUCUGAUGCUUCGGGGUUUCGUCCGUUGCAGUCGUCCCUUGGAGUGGCUACGACUGCAGACGUGCUGGCCUAUGGGGUGCUGCUGCUGGAGCUUAUAACGGGGCAGACUGCAGAUGGCACAACACAGAUCGUCGCUACAUCGGCACCAUUCCUGGACGAUCCACAGAUGAUGCCUCUAAUGGCAGACGCCCAGUUGGGAGGGCAUUUUGACCGCCCGCAACUGGAGGUUCUAGCGUCGCUGGCACGCGCAUGUGUACUGGACGACGCUGCCGCCCGGCCCACGAUGCAUGAGAUACGGCAGGCCUAUGAGCAGCACCUUCAGGUGGAUCCUCAGGUGUUUGAGCCCCUGGACGUGGAUCCUCAGGUGCUAGAGCCCCUGGACCCGAAUCUGGGGGAUGUGCCACUGGGGCAGGUUGGGACCAUGGAGGGGCCAAGGGAAAGCAAAGACAAGGGGCAAGAGGGAAAGGAGGUGGGAGAGGAGUGGGCGGAGAGGCAGGAGGGGGUGUAG